Messenger RNA from Salvia hispanica, 1703 nucleotides. NCBI's taxonomy places the organism in Eukaryota, Viridiplantae, Streptophyta, Magnoliopsida, Lamiales, Lamiaceae. The record is from RefSeq and is a predicted model, not a curated record.
AUGGAAUAUGGCAGCAGAUGGGGACUUUUCAUUCGUAACGCUGAUUGCCUGUGGUUGUGCUGCAGUUACCAUCCUGUUCCAGUUGUCUUCUCUCAAGCCAAAGGAUCAUCCAUAUGGGACCCGGAAGGCAAACGAUAUAUAGACUUCCUCUCAGCUUAUUCUGCAGUCAAUCAGGGACAUAGUCAUCCCAAGAUCAUGAAGGCAAUGGUGGAACAGGCCGAAAAGCUUACUCUAAGUUCCCGAGCCUUCUACAAUGACAGAUUUCCCGUAUUUGCUGAGCGUCUGACCAGUAUGUUCGGGUACGACAUGGUCCUGCCAAUGAAUACUGGUGCAGAAGGCGUAGAAACAGCACUGAAGUUAACAAGGAAGUGGGGAUAUCUCAAAAAAGGAAUUCCAAGAGACGAGGCCAUUAUUGUUUCAUGUUGUGGCUGCUUUCACGGUCGUACAUUAGCUGUUAUUUCUAUGAGCUGCGAUAAUGAUGCAACCCGUGGUUUUGGGCCCUUGCUACCAGGCCACCUCAAAGUUGAUUUUGGUGACUCUGCAGCACUUGAGAAGCUAUUCAAAGAGAAAGGAGAUCGAAUUGCCGGUUUUCUGUUUGAGCCUAUUCAGGGAGAGGCAGGGGUCGUCAUUCCUCCCGAUGGUUAUCUGAAAUCUGUUAGAGACCUUUGCUCAAAAUACAAUAUUCUGAUGAUUGCUGAUGAAAUACAAAGUGGCUUAGCACGUUCCGGGAGAGUUCUGGCUUGUGACUGGGAAAAUGUUCGCCCCGACGUCGUAAUAUUGGGAAAGGCAUUGGGUGGUGGAAUGCUGCCAGUUAGUGCAGUUCUCGCGGAUAAAGAUGUUAUGCUCUGCAUACAGCCCGGGGAGCACGGAAGCACCUUUGGGGGGAAUCCUUUGGCGAGUGCAGUUGCUAUUGCAUCGCUGGAUGUGAUAAGGGACGAGAAACUGGCCGAGAGGUCUGCAAAAUUGGGAGAGGAGCUCAGAGAACAACUUUUGAAAAUUCAGAAGCAAUUCCCCGACCUUAUAAAAGAAGUGCGCGGGAGAGGCUUGUUCAACGCUGUCGAGCUCAAUAGCAAAGCCUUGUUCCCCGCAACCGCCUAUGAUGUAUGCCUGAAGCUAAAAGAGAGAGGAAUUCUCGCUAAACCUACUCACGAAUCCAUUAUCCGACUAACCCCUCCACUCUCGAUAAGUUCGGAUGAGCUCAAAGAGGGCUCGAAAGCCUUGCAGGACGUGUUGGAACUCGAUCUGCCAAAGAUCAAGAAAGAGAAGCCAGCUACCGCUUCUUCUCAUACAGCUUCCAAUGUGUGUGACCGAUGUGGACGCGACCCGUGUGAUUCUUUUUGAACACGAACCGGCCAAGAUUAAUAAACAGAGGAGGCUCAGACGCCGCAAUCCCCCUCAUGCGGAUGCUACAUGUACGGCCCUUCAAAACACUCUUCGAUUAUACGACUGCUAUUAUCCGUUCCAACUCCUCCCGGCCCAACCCUCGUCUACCAUCGACAGCCUUCAGAUAUAUAGGUUUCUUAACUAGAUAAUACAUAUGUGGACACCUAAACACAUUCUUCGCCAAUGCUAGAUAGGAUCAGGUAGCGCGGUCGAGUGUGGGCCCGUUCUCGUUGGAGCUCUCGCCCUUUUAGUUACGAAUAAUGUAUUGCGUAACGAUUCUCUUGAACUUGGUAGCUCCAAUAAUGCAGCUAAAUUUGGUA